Lecanosticta acicola is the source of this 2130-nucleotide messenger RNA. Lineage: Eukaryota; Fungi; Ascomycota; Dothideomycetes; Mycosphaerellales; Mycosphaerellaceae. The record is from the annotation of a GenBank genome assembly.
AUGUCGGAGAGCAAGGGCAUCUCGCUGCGUCGUAAGAAGACGACAGCAGCGCGCCCGACCAUCUCCGCCCCGACCCAGUUCCGCGAAGGCAGCAAUGGACCCUCCCGGUCCAACUCGGAAUGGACGGUUGCUACACAGGACUCGGGAGCUACAUCACGGGACAGAUCGCGAGGAAGAGCGGACCAGACCAGCGACUUGGUGAAGCGGAGAUACAGCACGCGAUUCACGGGAGGUCCAGCUCAAGAUGGCGCGCCUCCGUCAAUGCCUGCAAUGCCCACGCUGCCGCCUCAAUUCGUCGGUGCAGGCGGAUCUGGGCCGGGGAUGCGACCUCCGCCGUCGCGGGAUGGAGACAGCAAGAGCAGAGAUCGCGGGCAGGGAACAUUGAAGGUGGAUAUUCGCGCGCUGAAGGAUCCCAAUCUACAAGUGGAUAAGUACGUUCAGAGCAUCCUGUCCGAUGCGACCGAGAGCGACAUCACGGCCUACCAGAGAGACCUUCAGAAUGUCAAGGCGCAUACAGAUGCAGACCUCCAGCACAAUGUCUACCAGAAUCGAACGCAAUUCGUCAAGAUUUCCAAGGAGGCCGAUAAGCUGAAGUCGGAAAUGCGGACAUUACGAACGUUGAUGAGCGAAUUGACCGGCGCUUUAGGGCAUGCGACAAGCGCAGCUGGUGCAGACAUCAACACAACGAGCACACUCAGCUUGGCCGAUAGGAAGCGCGCAAAUAGGAGCAGCGUUGCCAACUUGGAAGCCAUGUGGAGUACCCAUCUACAGACAUUGUGGAAAAGGGUAGAGGGGAGCCAGAAGUACCUCCCUGCCUUGCCAGGACGACACAUCAUUCUGGAGAGUCAGAGGUGGGUGGAACUAAACGCUGCCACUUGGAAGCCAAGGCGAAGGGUUGCAUUGGUCCUGCUGAACGACCAUCUCCUGGUUGCGACGGAGAAGAAACGAGCUGUAGAUGCCGCACCGGCAGGCCAAGGCAAUAGAAUGUCAAUGUAUAAUCCGGGUGGACAAUCUCAGACAACUCUGGUCGCGGACCGAUGCUGGCCUCUCCACGAUGUUUCACUGGCGGAUAUCAGCACGAGAUCUUCGACCUCCAUGGGUCAGAGCACGUCGAAAGAGAACAAGGCGAUCUCGAACGCUAUCAAUGUGCGUGCAGGCAACGAGAGCUUUACCUAUGCCACAAGCGACAGUGCCGACAAGGCUGGUCUCAUCGUCGCAUUCAGAAAGGCUCAGGAGGAUCAGCGAAAGCAGUUGGCCGCCGAGCACGCCGGACGAGAGAAGAAACUAGACGAGCUGGCAGCAUUUACUGGACGUGACCCAAGAUCGCUGAAGAAAGCCGCAGCGGCUGGCAAUGAGCAGCAAGGCGAGGACGGCAAAUUAGGUGGCCUAAGCAGGAGUAAUUCUGUGCUGGUAGACGCCGACGGGAGACCGCAGAGUAUACGCUGGGUGGAGUCGCAGAUUGAUGGGCUCGACAUCGACAUCGCGCUACAGAGAUUUGAGGAGGCAGUAGCUCGUGUGGAGAGCCUCCGCAAGAUGGCGCGUGGUAUCAAAGGCAAUGCGACAGCCCAGGAAAUCAUCUUGGUUAAGGUGAACGAACGCGCCAGUCGGCUUGCUAACAAUGUAGCACGGCAGUUGGGAUAUGCUAGUGGAGGAGCGGAACGGACAAAAGAGAACGUCUCCUGGCUGCUUCGCCUUGGGUUUGAGCAACUGGCACGGAACACCUACCUUUCAAGUCGCACAGAGACGAUCCGCAUGCGCACCAGACAACUUCCGUUUACAGGCGCACUGGAGCCGUACCUGCAUGCACUCUCCUAUACUACAUUUACUCUAUUGGUGCAUACCUUCCGAACUUUCAAUCAGUCCUUCCCGGCUUCGAGUGGGAGUGCUGUUGUACGAUGGGCGAAAGAGCGUGUGGACGAUUUCAAUGCUGCACUUCACCGCCAGCUGGGCACUGUGGAUCGAGAUAGCGAUGUCUGGAACUCAUGCAUUCAGAUCAUCGAAGAGCAGGCUCUUGCGCUCGGAGAGGUUGGCGUCGACUUCAAAGGACUUGUUGCGAAGGAUCUUACGGGCAGUGCUGGAGCGGCGACCAAUGGAGCGCGAGAACCAGUUGGACUGGGAGUGAGCACAUGA